Messenger RNA from Callithrix jacchus (white-tufted-ear marmoset), 4315 nucleotides. RefSeq names its product SWI/SNF related BAF chromatin remodeling complex subunit D2 (gene SMARCD2). The record is from RefSeq and is a predicted model, not a curated record. NCBI's taxonomy places the organism in Eukaryota, Metazoa, Chordata, Mammalia, Primates, Cebidae.
UUGAGCUGCUUUAUUGAGACUGUCUCACUCCGUCACCCAGGCUGGAGUACAGUGGUGCGAUCUCUGCUCGUUGUAAUCUCUGCCUCUCAGAUUCAAGUGAUUCUCAUGCCUUAGCCUCCAAUGUAGCUGGAAUUACAUGCCUCGAGCAUUUUUGUACUUUUAGUAGAGACAGGGUUACAUAUUAGAGACAAGAUACAAAGAUGUACAGAUGAGAAGUAAUUUCUAAAAAGCGCUGGAGAACUCUACUAUAAAAAGGAUCUGGGGUGCUAUGAUGCAAGGAAGGAAGCAUUACUUGGUUGGGGCUGAAAAAAAUAAAGCAAUUAUAGUAAAAAAAAAAAAAAAAAUUUGAUCCCAGCUUCUUGAGUGUGGUCCGAGAAGCAACAGCCCAACUGGCAGCCUGUUAGAAAUGCAGAGUCCUGGGCCCUACCCCAGACCUCAAGAAUCAUAAUCUGCAUGUUUACUAAGAGCCUCAGGUGUUUUUUAUGUGCUCAUUAAAGUUUAAGCAGCACUGGUCUGUAUCACAGCAAGGAGAACCAGACCAUCAGACGGUAGGCUCCCUGGCACAGCUGAAGCAUUUUCAAAUACUUUGAUACAGGACAGUGUAUCUGAAGAUACUGCAUUUUUGAAAAUUAAGUGCUAUAAAUACUGGAGAAAGACCUCUUUUUUUUAAAAACUGCGGGGAGAUUUCUCAUAAGCCAAAUUUCUUUUGACUAGAAGCAUUUUCUGGGGAGUAAAGUACCAGGCUUCUUUAAAGUGAGGCAGAGCAACGUUAAAAAUGUGCGAUAAGAACUCAGUCUUGGCCAAGUCGACCGUUCACCAGCUGGGUCAAGUCUGGAGUCGCCUAGGUCCCUUGGCAGUUCUGAGCCACCAGGAUGAGGGUUUACAGGAAGUCGAAUUGGCUGCUGUUCUGCUCCAGAGAGCAGCUGAGUCUUUUUUGUUUUUAGACAGAAUUUUGCUCUUGUCGCCCAGGCUGGGGUGUGCAAUGGCGCGAUCUCGGCUCACCGCAACCUCCACCUCCCGGGUUCAAGCGAUUCUCCUGCUUCAGCUCCCAAGUACCUGGGAUUAUAGGUGCCCGCCACCACGCGCGGCUAAUUUUGUAUUUUUAGUAGAGACAGGGUUUUUCCAUGUUUGUCAGGCUGGUCUCGAACUUCUGACCUCAGGUGAUCCGCCGCCUCAGCCUUCUAAAGUGCUGGGAUUACAGGCGCGAGCCCGCGCUCCCGGCUCUCAGAUGGGUCUUUAACGCGGAAGAUGCAGAAAGGAAACUUGACAAAACUAUUUUGUGAGUGUGGCCGGGGAAUUCGGUGAGGGUGCUACACGGAAAAAGUAGUACCAACCGCUCAUUCACUGUGAAGCCCGUAAGUGACCUUAGACCUCUAACCCCGCGCCUCACUCCGCCCUUCCGUGCGCAGCUUCCGCUCCCGCCCCUCCGGCAAAGGGCUGGCCAAGGGGUGUGGGCGGGGCUCUGAGGUCGGCGGUUAGGGGCGGUGCCCGCUGGGGGAGGGUCUCGCGAGGGGCGGGAUUCGAGGAGACACUCGAGCAUUGGGCACCAGGUAGAGGCGGGGUCUAGGGCUGGGCUGAGUUGGGCGGGGCAGGGAGUUCGUAGCCGCCUCUGGGUAACUUGACUCGGGCAGCCAAACCUCCAGAGGCCGGGGACGGCAGGCGGGCCCGCAGCGGAUCCUGGAUCCGGAAUCUCCCGGGCAGGAGCGGAAUCUGUCCCGAACCAGGUCUGUGAGGAACUCGCAAACUUGGAUUAGGAAAUCCUGGAGCCCGGAUCGACAAACCCCGGCACCCGGAAUUAAGAUCGCCAAGUCCCGGAUCACGGAGCACAGAGCGCGGAGCGGACUCUACGCGGAGCCCGGAUUCCGGAUCGCGGCACCGCGGGACGGGACGGAGCGAUGUCGGGCCGAGGCGCGGGCGGGUUCCCGCUGCCCCCGCUGAGCCCUGGCGGCGGCGCGGUGGCCGCGGCCCUGGGAGCGCCGCCGCCUUCUGCGGGACCCGGCAUGCUGCCCGGACCGGUGCUUCGGGGACCAGGGCCAGCUGGAGGCGUGGGGGGCCCCGGGGCCGCCGCCUUCCGCCCCAUGGGCCCCGCGGGCCCCGCGGCGCAGUACCAGCGACCUGGCAUGUCACCAGGGAACCGGAUGCCCAUGGCUGGGUUGCAGGUGGGACCCCCUGCUGGCUCCCCAUUUGGUGCUGCAGCUCCACUUCGACCUGGCAUGCCACCUACCAUGAUGGAUCCAUUCCGAAAACGCCUGCUUGUGCCCCAGGUGCAGCCCCCCAUGCCUGCCCAGCGCCGGGGGUUAAAGAGGAGGAAGAUGGCAGAUAAGGUUCUACCUCAACGAAUCCGGGAGCUUGUCCCAGAGUCUCAGGCCUACAUGGAUCUCUUGGCUUUUGAGCGGAAGCUGGACCAGACCAUUGCUCGCAAACGAAUGGAGAUCCAGGAGGCCAUCAAAAAGCCUCUGACGCAAAAGCGAAAGCUUCGGAUCUACAUUUCCAACACAUUCAGUCCCAGCAAGGCAGAAGGCGACAGUGUAGGAACUGCAGGGACCCCUGGGGGAACCCCAGCAGGGGACAAGGUGGCUUCCUGGGAACUCCGAGUGGAAGGAAAACUGCUGGAUGAUCCUAGCAAACAGAAGAGGAAGUUUUCUUCAUUCUUUAAGAGCCUGGUCAUUGAGCUGGACAAGGAGCUGUAUGGGCCUGACAAUCACCUGGUGGAGUGGCACCGGAUGCCCACCACCCAGGAGACAGAUGGCUUCCAGGUAAAACGGCCUGGAGACCUCAAUGUCAAGUGCACCCUCCUGCUCAUGCUGGAUCAUCAGCCUCCCCAAUACAAAUUGGACCCCCGAUUGGCGAGACUGCUGGGAGUGCACACACAGACGAGGGCUGCCAUCAUGCAGGCCCUGUGGCUUUACAUCAAGCAUAACCAGCUGCAGGACGGGCAUGAGCGGGAGUACAUCAACUGCAACCGCUAUUUCCGCCAGAUCUUCAGUUGUGGCCGACUCCGUUUCUCUGAGAUUCCCAUGAAGCUGGCGGGGUUGCUGCAGCACCCGGACCCCAUUGUCAUCAAUCAUGUCAUUAGUGUGGACCCAAACGACCAGAAGAAGACAGCCUGUUACGACAUUGAUGUGGAGGUGGAUGACCCGCUGAAGGCCCAGAUGAGCAAUUUUCUGGCCUCUACCACCAAUCAGCAGGAGAUUGCCUCCCUUGAUGUCAAGAUCCAUGAGACCAUUGAGUCCAUCAACCAGCUAAAGACCCAGAGGGAUUUCAUGCUCAGCUUUAGCACCGACCCCCAGGACUUCAUUCAGGAAUGGCUCCGUUCCCAGCGCCGAGACCUCAAGAUCAUCACUGAUGUGAUUGGAAAUCCUGAGGAGGAGAGACGAGCUGCUUUCUACCACCAGCCCUGGGCCCAGGAAGCAGUAGGCAGGCACAUCUUUGCCAAGGUGCAGCAGCGAAGGCAGGAACUGGAACAGGUGCUAGGAAUUCGCCUGACCUAACUGCUCAGGGAUCUCUUCCUUUCUUCCCAGCCCUGGAGACAGACCACCCUCUGGGUCCUUGCUGGGGCCUCAGACAUGUAGAUUGGGGUGAGGAGUGUCUGCUGUCACCCUCUACUCCGCAGCUUUAGUUUUAUAAAUGUAGUGAUAGGAUUCCUUGUUGCUUGGUCCCCAAAGCCUUAUUCUUUUUGCAUUGGCUUUAAUUGGGUUCAGCAGAUGCCUCCUCUGCCCCGUGCAGGCAGGCCCAAGUAGGACUGCUGGAGGCUGUGCUUUGUAACAAUUUUGGAACCAAAGGCUGCUGGGUUUGCAUGUUUACAGACAACCCCUUGGGGUGAGGGUCAGAGCUGGCUCUGGGGAGCUGAGCCAGGAAGAGGAGGUUCAGCCCAGACUCUUCCUAGCCUUUCUAAACCAAAGUUCUUUGCCAUUCCUACAAGCCCAGCCUUGCUGCUGGUUUUUUCCUUUCCUUUGGGUAUUUGCACUAUUUUGGGAGCAAGUUUUCUAUGUGGGAGCCACUUUUUUUGUACAGGGGAAAGUUGGGGGUUUUCAGGGAGCCCUGUUUGGUGCCUCCUUGUUUUCUUUCCUCAAUCUAUGCAAGCGGCUCUGGCCGCCAUCAUCUCCUGGGAUGCCAGAGGGCUGCCUCUCCAGUGGUGUGGGCCGUGGAGGGGAUACUCCAGUUCUCUAGCAUGGCCUGAGGUAUGGGUGUGUGCAUGGGGAGGCUGGGAGGAUCGGUGUUACCCUUUGGAGUUUGGUGAGGAGGAUGGGCCUAGGGGCUUGGCGAGUGCCACUUCUGGCAGGUUUGGAAAUUUCCAAAUAAAUCCUUUUGUCUA